Sander lucioperca (pikeperch) is the source of this 2224-nucleotide messenger RNA. RefSeq names its product cyclin B3 (gene ccnb3). Gene Ontology annotation, cellular component: centrosome; nucleus; cytoplasm. NCBI's taxonomy places the organism in Eukaryota, Metazoa, Chordata, Actinopteri, Perciformes, Percidae. The coding region runs from base 256 to 1599 and encodes 447 amino acids. The record is from RefSeq and is a predicted model, not a curated record. Gene Ontology annotation, molecular function: cyclin-dependent protein serine/threonine kinase regulator activity. The transcript has 13 exons. Gene Ontology annotation, biological process: regulation of cyclin-dependent protein serine/threonine kinase activity; mitotic cell cycle phase transition.
UCCACCCGGCUCAAAUUUCAGCCAAUGAGAAUGAAGCGCAGUAGAUUUGGAUCCGCAGCUGAAGCACUUUUGUUAGCUGAGCUCUCGUCUAAGAAGUAACACAACAAACCUGGACUAUUUACAAUAGUUAAAUGCGCUGAAGGCGUUUCUCGUUCCUAAACUAAGCGACCGAAUCAAACGAGUAGGAAUUGGAAAACACGCAGAUCAAAGUGCAGCCGCUGCAGCGUUUGUUUGCGGGGGAUAAAGGAGCCAGCCAUGCCCUUCACUAGGGGAAAGAAACCCGCACUCCCCGCUGGGAGCAAGAUACCCAAGCUUAAUGCAACAACGAGUGAGAACCAGGACGAAGGCCCACAGGUGAAGAGGUCCUCCUCCCCUCCUCAUGGAGCCCCGAAGAAGAGGACUGCUUUUAUCGACAUCACUAAUGCUGUCGGUCAGUGUCUGUCAGAGUGUCGGCCCAGCAGCGAUGGCAGCUUCAGGACAGCUCAUAAGGUUCAGAUCAGCCUUCCAGGGAGGAAGAAGGAAGCGGGCAAGAAGCAGGUGAAGAAAACAAGCGCCCCCUCAGUGUCUGCGAAGAACAAUGCCAACCUGACAAAGUCUUUGUCGGUGAGCUCAGACGGGACGCCCGAUGAGAAAGAGAAGACUGAUUCAGAGGAGGGGAAUGAAGAGGCGGUGCAGAAGGAUGUAGCGGCUCCAGUAGAAGGGCUGGUUGCUGCUGUGCCCCCUGCUGCCCGUGAAGUGCCAGCACACCUUCAGAAACAACCAAUCCCAGAGGAGUUUGACAUCGACUCUGAGAACUCUGAGGAUUGUUACAUGUGCCCGGAGUACGCAAAGGAAAUCUUUGACUACCUCAAACAGAGAGAGGAGAAGUUUGUCCUCUGUAACUACAUGCCCCAGCAGCCCAGCCUCAACCCAGAGAUGAGGGCAAUCCUGAUCGACUGGCUGGUGGAAGUGCAGGAGAACUUUGAGCUGUACCACGAGACCCUGUACCUGGCCGUAAAGAUGGCAGACCACUACCUCUCCAAGACUCCAGUCCACAGGGAGCUGCUGCAGCUCGUCGGCUCCACCGCCAUGCUCAUUGCCUCCAAGUUUGAGGAGCGCAGUCCGCCUUGUGUCGACGACUUUCUUUAUAUUUGCGACGAUGCGUACAAGAGGGAGGAGAUCAUCUCCAUGGAGGCCAGCAUCCUGCAGGCACUGUCCUUCGACAUCAACAUCCCCAUCCCCUAUCGGUUCCUCAGACGCUAUGCCAAGUGUGUGAAUGCCGGCAUGGACACGCUGACCCUGGCCCGGUACUACUGCGAGAUGAGUCUCAUGGAGAUGGAGCUGGUGUCCGAGAGAGGCUCGCUGCUCGCCUCAGCCUGCCUGCUGAUGGCGCUCGUCACCAAAGACCUGGGAGGAUGGCGUCCCAUUCUGCAGUUCCACUCGGGCUAUCAGACGUCAGACUUGGCACCUGUUGUCCGAAAACUCUACGAGAUGCUUUUAGCUCCUCCAGACGAUAAACUACGAGCCGUCAGGAGCAAAUACUCUCACAAAGUGUUUUUCGAAGUUGCUUCCCUGCCAUUGGUCAACGUUGACAUUUUGGACAACGCGUUAUCUCAGUGAGAUGUCGCCUUCCCCCCCAAAAAAUAAAAUCUUGCCAGUAUAAAUUUAGUGAGAAUACUUUAAAAAAAAGAAAAGAAAAAAGAAUUCCCUCAAACCUGUAUAUAUUGUGUUAAUAUGUUUAAUAUUUAUACAUGUAGUCUAGCCAGUCUUUUAUGUAAUAUUGGAAAUAAAUCUUUAAUUCCAGUUUGUGAUGGAAAAGAGUUUUAAUGUGUUGAGUUCUGCCAGUUUAUUAUGUAAAGGUUUUUAAUAAUGGCAUUUUAGUGUUGCAUUUGGGUACACUGUUUGGCAUUCAUUUUAUAACAUUUUUAUAAGAGGAAAAAACGAGAAAAAAAUUCAUUAGUAAUUUGUAAGCUCCGUCUGUGUAUAAUUUUAAGAUGGAGAGGUGAAAUUAGUAAAUUGCUUACUUUUUACUGAUGAAUUAUGCACUGGCCCUCAAGUUUUUAUAAGUUUUAUAAAUUGUUGAAGUUAGCAGGUAUGCAUGUGUGUAUUUUCAUACAUUGUACAGUGUUUAUCAUGUUAAUAUCACUAUGCUUAAUUAUUUCUAUAAAAGACGACCAAAUGAUGCUGUGCUAUUUUUAAAUAGCUGUCAUGCGUACUCUUAAAAUAAAGUUGUUUUUUUUAUGUU